Molecule: messenger RNA, 3770 nt
Organism: Xiphias gladius (swordfish)
Lineage: Eukaryota; Metazoa; Chordata; Actinopteri; Istiophoriformes; Xiphiidae
Gene: wwp2
Product: WW domain containing E3 ubiquitin protein ligase 2
Exons: 24
Coding region: 851-3529 (892 amino acids)
Biological process (GO): ubiquitin-dependent protein catabolic process; regulation of monoatomic ion transmembrane transport; negative regulation of transcription by RNA polymerase II
Molecular function (GO): ubiquitin protein ligase activity; protein binding
Source: RefSeq, a predicted model, not a curated record
AACAUGUAACGACUUCACCUUCAAAACAAAUGCAAAGAAACGGCCACAGGAACCCACGUAUCGUAUUAAACAUUGUGGAGAGCUACGCAAUCAUAUUUUAUAUCAGUAGAAAUUCGCCUCAAUUUUAGUGUGUGGUUUCACUUAUGUGCAAUGUAUUGGUCGUAACACGUUUUAACGUAGCUAUAUUUGCUAGUUGAGUUUUAGUUUGGAAAAAAUUACCGGAAGUGUCACCGUUGUCUUAGCCUGCCUUGAUAGUGAUGCAUACAAAUACCUUGAUCAUCUUCCGUGUUUGCGUUUUGUGCGCAGCAGCCAAGGGUAUUUAAAUACGGGGAAAGUAAAAUCUGUUCAGCGGGGUGCCGGUUAAAUCUUUAUCAGUCUAUAAGAAGUGUAGCCAGGAUCCACUGACUAACGCUGUGUAGUCGGUCAGUUGAGACAAUGGUUGACGGAAGAUGCUGUGCGCUUCUGUUGUGAUAGCUUUCAUCUGUAUGUCUGCAGCCCAGGGACAGACCUCAGGUGUCCAUUUGGUUAAUACAACACCUAGUUAUUCGCUUUGAUUAUGACGAGGUCACGUCUGGCCAUGCGUCACCGGCUUUUGUAGCGUCUCAGGCUGAGAAGGUGACUGCUCUUGGUGCAGGAAUACACGUUAUAUACUGAUAACAUGAGAAGGAUCCUCUCCACAACCCAGUUUCAGGGUUAAGGACUUUUUCUUAAUGUAUACAGUAAAGAUCAGUACAAACAGAAGCCUCAGACCACAGUCCAGUUUUGUUGCGUAGUGUCAUUGCAUAUGCAGCUCUCUUUUCAUUAAAUCCAGCAGGCUACAUCUCUGACUUUGCUCAAGAGCUGUGAUGUCAUGGCAGCUGCCAGCUUGAGCAGACCCGCCGGUACCCAGACCACUGAAAAGUCUCAGUUGAUCUUGAAAGUGGUUUCAGCGAAGCCCCAGUCUCCCAAGCUGCCAAGCUGCCACUCCCGGCUGAGCUCCUUCGUUGAGGUGAUUGCCGACGGUCUGACCAGCGAAACCAAAAAAACAGGCAAACGCAGUGGACAUCUUGAGCUGCAGUGGAAUGAAGACCUCACCCUUAAUGUGACGCCCCAGAGUCAUCUUGAUCUGAAGCUGUGGAGCUGCCACACCUUGAGGAAGGAGCUACUGGGCAGUGCUACCAUAGACCUGCUGGACACACUGCGCACACACGAUGGCAAAAUGGAGAACGUCCAGCUGAGUCUGGUGCUGCAGACGGAGAACAAAGGCUUGGUUGUAGCGGGAGGCGAGCUCAACGUCUGUCUGGACGGCAUGGUUGUUGAUCUGGGCUCGCUGCCCAAUGGCAGCACGGCAGCAGACAAGAUACUUCAGUCAGACAGACCCAACUUGAGGAGAACACAGAGUGAGGAGACUCCCAGUACUGCUGGAUGUCAGAGCAGGAGUAACAGGCACUCAAUGGGGGGUUCACAGAGUGGCUCCCCUGGGUGCUCGAGAGGGGGCUCCCUGACUAAUGGGGACCUGACUGAGGAGCCAAUCCCUGGGCCAGGCUCGUCUAGUUACCGUCGGUCCUCCAAAAGUCAUGGAAGCCCAGGAAACAGCGGAGACAAAGUUGAGUUGACAUCAAAUGGGCUGGAGAACAGUCGUGCCAGCUUGGCCCGUAACACACCACCUUCAUCCUCUCCGUUGGGUCGAUCCCCAGCGGCCAGCAGCAGCAGUGGUAGCCCCUCUCCGGGUCAGGACGCCCUGGGUCCAGGAACCCCGGUGGAGCCCAGCCCCAACGCCACCUCCAGCACAGAGCAGGCCAGCAGCAGCUCCACAACAGAGUCCACCACAGACACACUCCCGGCAGGCUGGGAACAGAGGGUGUUGCCUCAUGGCAGAGUGUACUACGUUGACCACAACACCAAAACCACAACCUGGGAGAGACCACUGCCACCAGGCUGGGAGAAGCGAGUGGACCAGCAGGGAAGAUUCUACUACGUAGACCACAACACCAGAACCACCACAUGGCAGAGGCCCACGGCCGAGUCUGUGCGUAACUACCAGCAGUGGCAGAGCCAGCGCAGCCAGCUACAGGGUGCCAUGCACCAGUUCAGCCAGCGCUUCCUCUACCAGCCGUCUGGUGCUCUGGUGGAAAAUGACCCUCUGGGCCCGCUGCCUCCUGGAUGGGAAAAGCGUCAGGACAAUGGCAGAGUGUACUUCGUCAACCACAACACACGUACCACGCAGUGGGAUGAUCCGCGGACCCAAGGGAUGAUCAAGGAGCACCCCCUGCCUCCGGGCUGGGAGAUGAAGUACACCGCCGAGGGAGUCCGAUAUUUUGUGGACCACAACUCGCGCACCACCACCUUUAAAGAUCCCCGACCCGGGUUUGAGUCAGGAUCUCGGCAGGGCGGUUCACCCGGCGCCUAUGACCGCAGCUUCAGGUGGAAAUACCACCAGUUCCGUUUCCUGUGCCAUUCAAAUGCCUUGCCCAGCCAUGUGAAGAUCUCAGUGUCCAGACAGACACUGUUUGAGGACUCUUUUCAGCAGAUCAUGAAUGUGAAGCCAUACGACCUUCGCCGUAGACUCUACAUUAUUAUGAGAGGAGAGGAGGGGCUGGACUAUGGUGGCAUCGCCAGGGAGUGGUUCUUCCUGCUGUCCCAUGAGGUCCUGAACCCCAUGUACUGUCUGUUUGAAUACGCCGGCAAGAACAACUACUGUCUGCAGAUCAACCCGGCCUCCUCCAUCAACCCCGACCACCUCACAUACUUCCGCUUCAUCGGACGCUUCAUUGCCAUGGCUUUGUACCAUGGAAAGUUCAUUGACACCGGCUUCACAUUGCCAUUCUACAAGCGAAUGCUCGACAAGAAACCCACGCUCAAAGACCUGGAGUCCAUAGACCCUGAGUUCUAUAACUCCAUCAUGUGGGUCAAAGAGAACAACCUGGAGGAGUGUGGUGUGGAGCUGUAUUUUGCACAAGACAUGGAGAUCCUUGGGAAAGUUUCCACUCACCAGCUAAAGGAUGACGGAGAGAAUGAGCUGGUCACGGAGGAAAACAAGGAAGAGUACAUCAGCCUGCUGACAGACUGGAGGUUCACCCGCGGGGUGGAGGAGCAGACCAAAGCCUUCCUGGAUGGCUUCAACGAGGUGGUUCCCCUGGAGUGGCUUCGCUACUUUGAUGAGAAGGAGCUAGAGCUGAUGCUGUGUGGGAUGCAGGAGAUCGAUAUGGCCAACUGGCAGAAGAACACCAUCUACAGACAUUACACCAAGAACAGCAAGCAGAUCCACUGGUUCUGGCAGGUGGUGAAAGAGAUGGACAAUGAGAAGAGAAUCCGUCUGCUUCAGUUUGUGACAGGAACCUGUCGGUUGCCUGUCGGAGGCUUUGCUGAGCUCAUAGGAAGUAACGGUCCCCAGAAGUUCUGCAUAGACAAGGUGGGGAAGGAGACUUGGCUUCCAAGAAGCCACACAUGCUUCAAUCGUCUGGAUCUGCCACCCUACAGAAGCCUGGAGCAACUCCGAGAGAAACUCCUGUUCGCCAUAGAGGAGACGGAGGGAUUUGGACAGGAGUGAUGCAGGAAUGUGACACAAGAGGGCUGAAGGAGAACCCUUAAUUCAGUGGGAUAGUUUUUGUUAUUAUUAUUUUGCAUUUGUUAAUCACAGGGCUGAGAAAUCACCUGUUGUCUAUAGCCCCUCACCUGGGGGAAAAUCAUGUUUGUGAAUUGAACCAUGGGAUAAAGUUGGAGCUGAGAGAUGGAGACACAAGAACAUAGAUGUGUGUGUGUGUGUGUGUGUGUGUGUGUGUGUGUGUGUG